Molecule: messenger RNA, 618 nt
Organism: Zingiber officinale
Lineage: Eukaryota; Viridiplantae; Streptophyta; Magnoliopsida; Zingiberales; Zingiberaceae
Exons: 1
Coding region: 1-618 (205 amino acids)
Source: RefSeq, a predicted model, not a curated record
AUGGAGCUCAAUUUAACGAUCAAAGCCCACUUCUCUGCCAUUCAAUCAAUUACUAUUAUGGCAUCCAAUAUCCUCUUCCCCAUCCCCUACCACCAUCAUCACGGCACCGCCUUGAAUUCCCGGCGCCUUUGCGCCUCCGGCGAUCCCUACAAACGUCCCCAACCCGACGUCGUCGUCCUCUACACCACCUCCCUCCGUGCCAUCCGCCGCACCUUCGAGGAUUGCCGCGCCGUCCGCUCCAUCCUCGACGGCAUCCGCGUGGCCGUCGACGAGCGCGACGUCUCCAUGGAUGCCGGCUUCCGCCGCGAGCUGCAGGUGACGACGGAGGGCAUCCGGCCCUUGGCGCUACCCCAGGUCUUCAUCGGCGGUCGGUGCCUAGGGGGCGCGGCGGAGAUCUAUGCGAUGCACGAGGCCGGGGAGCUUGGGAGUGCGCUCGAGGGGGUGGCGCGGCGCCGGGACUCGGGUUUCAGCGUCUGCGGCACCUGCGGUGGGGUGCGGUUCGUGCCCUGCUCCGUCUGCUGGGGCAGCCGGAAGGUGUUCGUCGAGGAGGAGGGCCGCGCGCGGCGAUGCGUGGAGUGCAACGACAACGGAUUGGUGCGUUGCCAGGAUUGCUAUUAA